Molecule: messenger RNA, 606 nt
Organism: Cornus florida
Lineage: Eukaryota; Viridiplantae; Streptophyta; Magnoliopsida; Cornales; Cornaceae
Exons: 3
Coding region: 9-368 (119 amino acids)
Source: RefSeq, a predicted model, not a curated record
AAAUUACUAUGGCCAGGUGCUCUCCAUUUUCUUCAUCCAUCCAGUGGAGAGAGGAAAGAGAGGGGGAGGAAGAAGAAGAAGAAGAAGAAGAAGAAGAAAGAAAGAAGAUGAGUGAGAGGCCGGUACCGAGGAGAGAGAGCCCUUGGGGCAUAUCAGGGGAAAAUCACCGAGAGCCAAAGGCACACAGAUGCAACGAUCGAGCCGAAGAUGUCGUCCAAGCAUGUUUUGAAGGCAACCCAUUUAAGACUGUUCCGGGGCCUUUUAAGCUCUUCUGGCAGUGCAUGCGCUCAAAACCUGGGGAAGAACCAACUGAGCCGUUUUCCUAUUUGCAAUUGGAUCCUCCAAAUAGAGAAGUGAAACUUGAGUAAAGCCUAUGCUGGAAUGUCCUUAAAUCCCUUUUUAUGUGGAUCUUUGCAACCUUAGAAUGGCAGUUUUUGUUUUGUUUUUGAUGAAAAUAGGUUGACUCGAGGCAAUACUUAUAUUCUGGCUUUCGCUGUUUGAAUAAUAUAUGUAUGACAAAAAAUGUCAAUUUGGAGUCCAUCCCUAUUCUUACUUUUGCGAAUUUAACAUGACGACCUAUAAAUUAAUCUUUUUUGUAUGAAACAA